GCUUUGCUGCAAUUGAGACUCAAAACAUGGCUGAUGAAGACUCCACAACAAAGGUCACCUCUCGGAAGACAAGGGGAGCAAAGGAAACUUUGAAAACAACAGGUAUACUCUAUCCUAUUUCUAACCACCUAUCAUAUGAAUCUUUCUCACCCAAUCACAUAGCCUUACUUGCGGCCAUCACUUCCAAUGAUGAGCCUCGUUCAUUUUUGCAGGCCAUUAAGAAUGAAAAGUGGAGAGAAGCACUGAGGAAAGAGAUCAUUGCCCUUGAGGAGAAUAGCACUUGGACACUUGAGGGUUUACCUCCCGAUAAACGAGCUAUUGAUUCGAAAUGGGUCUAUAAGAUUAAGUACAAACCAGAUGGUUCGAUCGAACACUAUAAGGCAAGACCUGUGGCCAAAGGCUUUACACAAAUUGAAGGCUUGGACUACCAUGAAACAUUUGCCCCUAUUGCAAAGUUGGUGACCGUAAGAGUACUUCUGGCACUUGCUUCCAUUAGCUUUAUUGCAGUUUUAAUAGACGUGGAUGACAUCAUUAUCACUAGCAAUGAUACCACAAGAAUCAACACUCUGAAGAAGAAUCUGCACACAAAGUUCUCCAUAAAAGAUCUUAUGCCUUUAAAAUACUUCCUUGGAAUUGAGGGACUAUUGGAGCUCGUCCAAGCCCUUUUCCUAUGGAGCAGCAUCACCGAUUACAUUCUACCACAAGGCCACUUCUUUCGAAUCCUGCUCAAUAUCGAAGAUUGGUGGGGUGUCUCUUAUAUUUGACAAUCACAAGACCAGAUAUCUGUUAUUCUGUGAGCAUACUUACACAAUUUAUGCAAAACCCAAGGCAAGAGCAUCAUGAAGCAGCCAUGAGAGUAUUACGAUACAUCAAGACCUCACCUGGACAGGGUAUUCUCCUAUCCU
Molecule: messenger RNA, 905 nt
Organism: Rubroshorea leprosula
Lineage: Eukaryota; Viridiplantae; Streptophyta; Magnoliopsida; Malvales; Dipterocarpaceae
Source: the annotation of a GenBank genome assembly